Penicillium chermesinum is the source of this 1062-nucleotide messenger RNA. Its product is annotated as putative mitochondrial carrier protein. Gene Ontology annotation, molecular function: transmembrane transporter activity. The record is from RefSeq and is a predicted model, not a curated record. Lineage: Eukaryota; Fungi; Ascomycota; Eurotiomycetes; Eurotiales; Aspergillaceae. The transcript has 6 exons. The coding region runs from base 1 to 1062 and encodes 353 amino acids. Gene Ontology annotation, biological process: transmembrane transport.
AUGAAUCCAGACAAACCAUCGGGAUAUGCACGCUUCUCCUCGCAACCAUCCACUAAUCUUAGCGCACCAACCAAACAGAACAUCAUCAUGGAUGAACAUACCCGAAACCACUUGCUGAAGAGGUAUGAGACGCAAGUGGCCUCUGGGGCUUCCAGCAUGUGUGCGACACUGGUUCUGGUACGUGUACCCCCCCUGGAGAACGUGAAAACGCGCAUGCAAACUCACAACUUCAAAAACGUCUCUGAAUGUGUCCAAUACUUGUGGCGAACUGAGGGCCCUCGUGGAUUCGUUGCAGGUGCUCUCCCGCCUCUCGUGAGUGUGACAACAGUUCGGGUGAUGAACUUCACGACAUACAAUGCGGCCAAGCAGAAGAUUUCUGCUCUUUUCGAACGCGUCACCGGCGUAUCUCCUGCGAAGGAGUAUAACAAGCCCGACAGUUCCCCUAGCAUUAAGGCACUUGUGACUUUUACUUCGGCAGGCAUGAUGGCGGGGCUGGUGACCUCCCCUCUUGCUUGUCCAUUUGAACUGGCCAAGAAUGUGGUCCAAACGUCGGUCUUGGUGUCGAACCGGGCUUUGGCAUCGCCGGAUGCUGCCAGGGAUCCGUCUUUGCGCAAUCGGCCUCGCUUGGGAACCAUUGAGGCUAUUCGGCAGAUCGUUCGUCGCCAUGGCUUCCUAGGCUUGUAUACCGGGUUCCGCCUUCAUGCAAUGAGAGAUACAAUAGGCUCUGGCCUCUAUUUUUCUAUCUACGAGACGUGCAAGCAGGAGACCGCCAAACGACUGGGGACAGACGAAAAGUCGCCGGUCGGAGCCCCAGCAUUGGCUGGUGCCGUCUGUAGCACCGUCCCGUGGAUAUGUACAUACCCACUUGACACGCGGAAGACCCGCGCCCAGAGCGUUCUCCUGGGCAAAACGAAGGAGGUUGGUGAAGCCUCGGUGGCGGUCGCCCAAUCUAGCAUGUACAAGGGGGUGUCUAUCAUCCUUCUUCGGACCGGGGUCAACAACAUGAUCCUCCUAAGCCUCUAUGAGUACCUCCGGUCCAAGAUCCAACAGCUUCCAGAGUGA